AUGGAGGGACUUGGGCAUGGACGCAGCUCAACUGGAUACGCAAAGGAAGAAGGAGAAGCCAUCUUGAAGACCAGCUCGACCAACCGGUCGAGUUCCUCAACUCGACCGGCCAAGCUUCAACUCGAUCGAGCUGAGAAGUCAAAGUCAAACCCGAAAAAUGUUGCUUCCCCCUUGACUUCCUUUGACCCUAAACCUAAUCCUCUUGCGAUUCUCCACAUGGAAGUGAUGGAAAUCGCUGGAAAAGAUCCACUAAGAGCUCCAAUAUCUCUUGCUCUAGAAAUGGAGGUGUAUGCGAACUCGAUCGAGUCGGUCUACAGAAGACUUGGUCGAGCUAGACUUACAACGGGUAGAAAGAGGGUUCAGAGGUCACAGAGGGUACAAGAGGAACCUGAGGUGCUUGUUGCUGAUACAAUGGAUGUACCAGAGGGGAAUGGAAACCCUUUGGGCAAUGGACUCGGUCGAGCUAGGCAAACUCGACCGAUUGGUCAAGGAGAUGCUCCAAACCGCCACCAACAGAGACAAGGGAUUGUUCCACCACCAGUGCAGAACCACAACUUUGAGAUCAAGCUGGGAAUGAUCAACCUUGUCCAGAACAAGAUGUUCCAUGGAUUGCCAAGUGAAGACCCCAUUGACCACCUUGAUGAGUUUGAUAGGCUUUGUGAUUUGACAAAGAUCAAUGGUGUCUCUGAAGAUGCCAUCAAGCUGAGACUCUUUCCUAUGUCUCUAGCUGACAAAGCUCACCAAUGGGAGAAGAGCUUGCCCCAUGGCACAAUCACCACUUGGGAUGAAUGCAAGAAGGCCUUUCUUGCUAAGUUUUUCUCCACCGGUCGCACAGCCAAGCUUAGAGGAGAGAUAUCCAGCUUCAUCCAGCGAAACAAUGAGACAUUCGCAGAGGCUUGGGAGAGGUUCAAAGGCUACACAAGUCAGUGCCCACACCAUGGAUUCAACAAUGAAUCACUACUCUCCACUCUUUAUAGAGGAUGCUUGCCUAGGUAUAGGGAGAUGCUAGACACAGCUAGCAAUGGGAACUUCCUCAACCAGGAUGUAGAUGAUGGCUGGCAACUUGUGGAGAACAUAGCUAACUCAAAUGGAAGCUAUGGAGAAGAGUAUGAUCGCACCAACCGGAGCUCGACCCACCACUCGAUCGAGUCAGACGAAAAGUUGAGAAAAGAUGUUAAGGCAUUGAAUGAGAAGUUGGAUAAGCUGAUCCUAGCUCAGUCCACAAUGAAGAAAGUCAACUUUGUGUCUGCUGAGGAGAUGGAACCAGUCCAAGAAGGGGAGGAUACACAAUUUGCUGAGGUGUGCUACAUGAGCAAUGGGCAAGGAGGUUACAACAAAGGAUACUAUAAUUACAAGUCCAACCCUGCCAUGUCAUACCGCAACACUGAUGUUGCUAACCCUCAGGACCAAGUCUAUCCUCAACAACAAGCAGCUCGAUCGAGUCAAGCCACAACAUGGGUAUGGUCAAAAGAACAAUUACCAAGGACCACAAGGCACUUUCCCUGGACAACAAAUGAAUAUCCCACCAGGCUUCCCCCACCAACCGCCCCAGCCUGCACCUUCACAAGAGAAUGA
Messenger RNA from Microthlaspi erraticum, 1575 nucleotides. The record is from the annotation of a GenBank genome assembly. NCBI's taxonomy places the organism in Eukaryota, Viridiplantae, Streptophyta, Magnoliopsida, Brassicales, Brassicaceae.